Messenger RNA from Cladophialophora yegresii CBS 114405, 1152 nucleotides. RefSeq lists its product as uncharacterized. Lineage: Eukaryota; Fungi; Ascomycota; Eurotiomycetes; Chaetothyriales; Herpotrichiellaceae. The coding region runs from base 1 to 1152 and encodes 383 amino acids. The transcript has a single exon. The record is from RefSeq and is a predicted model, not a curated record.
AUGUCCAGUGUCGGGUACAAAAGGGUCCUCGAAGACGUGAUCACCCUGACCGAUAUAAAGACACCUUCAGAGUUCGAGUCGACAUCUCCCACGAGGGCAGACGACAGUCAGAGCGGUCGGCACGUGGACUUCUAUUUCGAAUUGCCUACUAGUACGUCGGCCAGCGACGGCACGUAUCGUCCGCUCCCCUUGUCCGGGACAUUCAAGGGCGCCGUCGACUUGAACCAGAAUCAUCCCCUGAACCAAAGUUGUUCCAUCCCAGGUGAAUGUGAGGUUUCCUACUGGAUCGAGGCCAAGUUUCGCCGCGCCGGGACGCAGGUUGGGUUUCUGCAUCAACACAUUCAGAUCCGAUCGCUCUAUCCGCGGCUACGAGCGUCGCUGACGAGAGCCACCCCCUUGACCAUCCGCGCCAAACCCGACCUGUUCACCCGAUGUCGGUUCCAGAAAUGUCCCGAUCUCUCGCUCACUCUAUCCGACUCGGCAAUAGUAGUGGAACGCGACCAUGCUACGGGAAAGCGAUGCGUUACGCUGCCCCUGGCUGUGGCCAUGAACGCAUCGCACGCUUUUCCUGUGCAUUCCCGCCAAUCCAUGACUUGCGCCGUGGAAGUGAAGUGGCUGGUGACCACACGCUUCUCGACCCGAGCCAGUUGCAAAUUCUCCAGCAGAAUACCGCCCAACGAGAUUGUGCGCAAGACCUCGACGGCAUCGACCCAGAAAUCAACCAUAUUGUUCCGUCCGUUGCCGCAAUACGACAACAGCGAGGUCAAAUCGAUCAAACACAGGCCCACGACCCCAUUCAUCGCAACAUCACAACUCGAAUUGUCCGUCCCAGAUGCUGUCUCCCAGCCCUCGCUCGACUGGAUGUAUCUGUCAAGGACAUACACGCUGCAGUUGUCUCUGCAGUUUCGUGGCGUGCAGGGCGCGCCCAACUACAGCGUCAACGUCAGCCUACCAUUGGCGGUUUCUUCCUUUGGUUCCAAAGCAGAUGAUGCACUCCUCGGUGAAGCAUUCCUUGACUAUUCAGAGUCUGCCUCGGAGACUGACGAGGAAGACGCCCUCUUUGAGCUGCUCGGUCCGUUAGGGCAAACACCCUUGCAGGCACGACCCCAGCGCGCCUCAGCGAGGACCCCACCGCCGCCGUACUUUCGAUGA